AUGGAAUCAAGCGCCAAUGAUCAUCCUCUGACCCUAAGUGGAAAAGUGGCCAUUGUCACUGGAGGGUCGCGAGGAAUCGGAGCUGCUACCGCUUUAGAGCUCGCGAAGCGUGGAGCCAAGAUCGCAAUUACCUUCGUGUCUCCCAGCAGCGAGGAACUGGCAGACCAAGUCAUCACUAGCAUCAACGAACUCGGCAACGGCGCUUCCGCAAUCAAGAUUAAAGCGGACAUGCGCAGCCUGGACUCUCCAAAGAGAAUUAUCGACGAAACCACGGCGGCAUUCGGAGAUUCCAUCGAUAUCCUUGUCAACAAUGCAGGCGUGGAGUUUGGCAAGCCUCUUGGAAAUAUCCGUGUCGACGAAUACACUGACAUUCUGGAUGUCAAUGUUCGCAGCGUCAUUUUCAUGACACAGGCUGUGCUUCCUCAUCUUCGCAGCCCGGGCCGCAUCAUCAAUAUUGGGUCUGUUCUGGGACGUAUUGGUCGUCCGGGGGCAAGUCUGUACUCUGCAACCAAGGUAGCGUUGGAGGCUCUGUCCCGUGGGUGGGCGUCGGAAUUGGGGGCUGCUCGGCAUACUGUCAAUGUUGUUGCCCCUGCCCUGACAGAGACUGACAUGAUAGCCCGCGCGACGGGAGGCCCGGGGUCGGAGCAGGCUGUUCAAAUUCAAAAGUCAAUGACACCUGUUGAGAAUAGAUUGGGGAAGGCUGAGGAUAUCGCGCUUGUUGUGGCGAUGCUUGCGGAGCCGUCGAGCAGAUGGAUUACUGGUCAGACUAUCCAGGCUGGUGGGGGAAUCUACAUGUCGUGA
Molecule: messenger RNA, 801 nt
Organism: Penicillium verhagenii
Lineage: Eukaryota; Fungi; Ascomycota; Eurotiomycetes; Eurotiales; Aspergillaceae
Product: SDR family NAD(P)-dependent oxidoreductase
Exons: 2
Coding region: 1-801 (266 amino acids)
Molecular function (GO): oxidoreductase activity
Source: RefSeq, a predicted model, not a curated record